Messenger RNA from Trematosphaeria pertusa, 911 nucleotides. RefSeq lists its product as uncharacterized. The record is from RefSeq and is a predicted model, not a curated record. Lineage: Eukaryota; Fungi; Ascomycota; Dothideomycetes; Pleosporales; Trematosphaeriaceae. The transcript is spliced from 3 exons. Bases 1 to 852 code for a protein of 283 amino acids.
AUGAAGUCUAGUGGGAAGAUAGCGAGGCUUGAAGAACGACUUGUCGCAUACGGGAGCUCCACCUUCUCAGUCUUACAGGCACUGUAUAAAGACUUGUCGAAGGACGCUGCGGCAUGGACAGAAUAUGAGACCGAACUCGCUCUACUAUUGCACAUCAUCGAAAGCAUAACCAAGCACGUACCCAACGAUCCCGCCGCCUACCCCGAGGCUCUGCUCGCACUCCUCCUCGACUUGACCGAAGCCGCUCAGACAGGGCGUCAAGUGGCUCAGUCUGCCCAAAAGACUGGAUUUCUCGGUAUCCGCUGGGCUUCCAUUCCCGCAACGCAAGAGCUUGAGCGCUUAUUCAAGCGGAUACGAGCGAAACGCGAGAUCCUGCAGCUGUACAUCGGCCAGGACAGCCUCAACGUCGCGAGAAGCACGAAAGAGAAUACUGUUGCGAUAAUGGGUUCUCCACUUUCGCAGCCCACGUGGACCGCCGAAGCAACAGGAACAUAUGUUACUCAUCGGGCAAUGAAUGGGUGGGGCCGUCUGGCUGAGAAGUUGGGUGUAAUACCUAACAUGAAGUCCACCGUGAAAGGUGACUAUGCUGUCCAAGAUGCUUUCAAUUUCAAUGAGGGCAUGACGGGCGAACAGCUCGAUGGGAUGCGACAGGAUGCUUUUGCUCACGGGAACCGAGAGAACAGGAACCGAGCGAACGAGACCGAGAAAGAGACGCCCACCGAAGUCGAAGCGAUGGAGGCGGAGACACAAGAGACACCACUCAGGCUACUAGAGGCCCCAAGCUCUGAGGUUGGCGCGCCUUCUGGGGAUGUGCAAGAGUGCCUUGAGACGGCGGAGCGCAAAGCAAAUUGAGCAAUCUUGAAGGUUGGAAAUAAUGCGGAGACUCCAACGCCAAUUGAUUAUCUUUCAGC